CAAAAUUUCUAAAGUUGAAAACAAAAGCAAGCAAUUAUGAAAUCAACACACAUGAAUGGUUCAUAUCCAAAUGAGUCAGAGACCGGUCAGACUCUAGUUAUCGGUUCAAGUGGGUUCAUAGGUCGGUUCAUUACCGAGGCCUGUCUAGACUCAGGCCGGCCAACGUAUAUCUUAGUCCGCUCUAGUUCAAACUCUCCCUCGAAAGCUUCCACCAUUAAGUUUCUUCAAGACAAAGGAGCCAUCGUUAUAUAUGGUUCUAUCACCGACCAAGAAUUCAUGGAGAAAGUUCUGAGAGAAUAUAAGAUAGAGGUUGUAAUAUCUGCUGUAGGAGGGGAGAGCAUCUUGGACCAGUUCAGUCUAAUAGAGGCUAUUAAGAAUGUAAACACUGUGAAGAGGUUUGUACCGUCGGAAUUUGGUCAUGACAUAGAUAGGGCGGAACCGGUGGAACCGGGGCUGACCAUGUAUGAGCAAAAGAGCAAGAUUAGGAGGCAGAUAGAGGAGUGCGGGAUCCCGUACAGUUACAUAUGCUGCAACUCCAUUGCUGCUUGGCCCUACCAUGACAACACUCAUCCAGCAGAUGUUCUACCACCCCUUGAUAGGUUCCAAAUCUAUGGUGAUGGCACUGUCAAAGCAUACUUUGUGGCGGGUUCCGAUAUUGGAAAGUUCACUGUGAUGUCCAUUGAUGAUGAUCGAACACUAAACAAAACCGUCCAUUUUCAACCUCCAAGUAACCUAUUAAACAUGAACGAAAUGGCUUCACUAUGGGAGACAAAGAUCGGCCGCGUGCUGCCUAGGGUAAAUAUCACAGAACAAGAUCUGCUCCAGCGGGCUCAAGAGAUGCGGAUCCCGCAGAGUGUGGUUGCUGCGAUAACUCAUGACAUUUUCAUAAAUGGCUGUCAAAUAAACUUCAGCUUGGACAAAACUACUGAUGUUGAAGUCUGCUCUCUCUAUCCGAACACUUCUUUUCGGACCAUUGCGGAGUGCUUCGACGAUUUUGCCAAGAAGAUAUCAGAUAAUGAAAAAGCAGUGAGCAAGCCGGUGACUGCAAGCAACACUGACAUUUUUGUGCCCACUGCUAAACCAGAAGCAUUGGCUAUCACCGCGAUAUGCACAUGAGAAACAUCUCACCCUAUUUGAUAUUCUAAACAAUAAUCCAAUGGCUUCUUAUUGUUGAACGGUAAAGAGACUAUUGGUUACUAGUGGACAAACUAUCUAUUAUCUAAGGGUGAGAUAUAUUAGUAGUUACAUCAUGUAUCUCGGGAAUUUAGAAUCAUUUUACUGCAGUUAAUAAGAUUAAUAGACGUAUCAAUUUAAAU
Molecule: messenger RNA, 1316 nt
Organism: Gossypium raimondii (Peruvian cotton)
Lineage: Eukaryota; Viridiplantae; Streptophyta; Magnoliopsida; Malvales; Malvaceae
Product: leucoanthocyanidin reductase-like
Molecular function (GO): oxidoreductase activity
Source: RefSeq, marked provisional